AUAACGUUCAUUUGAUACUCAAAAUAAUGAAAGACCCAUCCAUUGUAUCUAUGUUCAAACUUUUAUAAAAUAACAUCAAAAUAAACUAUAUUAAAUUACAUAAUCAUAAUUAAUGAUCCGUAAGUGAUUAGCUUAUCCGUAAGUGAUUGGCUUAAUUGUUUCUAUUUUGCUCUUUUCGACACGAGAAAACUAGCUAGCUAGCUAGUUUUAACAGUGAUGAAAAUAUUAAAAUACAAUUACGUGGUAUUGCGUGAGGACUCAGAGUCCCUGACAAACAUUGAUCGGCUGCCCUAAAACCAAGCACCUCUCUCUCUCUCUCUCUCUCUCUCUCUCUUUGGUUGAAAGAGAGAAAGAUCAGAUCAGAACAAUUGUUAGAUCAAAAUUAUAAGUUGAAGCAAAUUGGGAACAGACCUAAAGAAAGACAGUGUGGCGUAUCCAAGGAGAGUUGAUUCUUUUUUUUUUUUCUCUCUCCAAAACCCUAUUUAAAUACAAGGCUUUUGCAACUCCUUCUCCCAUGCGAAAUGUCUCCUCUCCACUAGCUUUCAGCCUUCCCUCGGGUUGAGUUUGAGUCUAUUUCUUCUUCGCUCUCUUGUUUCUUCAAAGUUCAAAGCAUACCACUAUAUCUCUUCCUCCACAACUUGUCUCCCUCACCACCACUCGUUUGUGUUCCUCAGCUCAUCUUUUUUUAAGUUGUUUUAUAUACAUACUAAUAUCUCUUACUUUGCAUUUGCACCCUAGCUAACAAAUUAAGUAGCUUUUCUUCUUCUUCUUCUUCUUCUUCAAUUCCUAGCUAUAAUAUAUAUCCUAAUUAAGAAGAUGUCGAGCAGAAGGUCAAGAUCAUCAAGGCAAUCAGGAGGUUCAAGAAUAACUGAUGAUCAGAUCAAUGAUCUUGUCGCCAAAUUGCAGCAACUUCUCCCUGAGAUUCGUAACAGGCACUCUGAUAAGGUUUCAGCUGCCAAAGUGUUACAAGAGACUUGCAACUACAUUAGAAGUUUGCACAGAGAGGUUGAUGAUCUUAGUGAGAGGCUAUCAGAGCUACUAGCAACAACUGACAAUGCCCAAGCUGCCAUAAUCCGUAGUUUGCUUAUGCAAUAG
Durio zibethinus is the source of this 1095-nucleotide messenger RNA. RefSeq names its product transcription factor PRE6-like. The record is from RefSeq and is a predicted model, not a curated record. Lineage: Eukaryota; Viridiplantae; Streptophyta; Magnoliopsida; Malvales; Malvaceae. Gene Ontology annotation, molecular function: protein dimerization activity. Gene Ontology annotation, biological process: regulation of growth; regulation of DNA-templated transcription.